AUGCUUGGAUGUAUCAAAAAUCGAGAAACUGAAGGAGAAGUGACCUUUGAGCUGUCGUUUUUGAAUGUCGACGAUGACGAUGCCAGAGUUUAUAUUUCAAACUAUACUGAGCAAACGAGGAACUUUACACUUCAAAGCAAACAUGUCUAUACUGAAAGGUUCGACACCGCUGUGGAAGUCAUUGGAUCUACUUUAAGUCGGAAAGGCAUCAAAGUAGAAUCUGAUCGACAUCUGUUGGUGUAUGGUUCAAGUCGCUACAAUCAGUAUGGUUUAGGAGGCUUCGUGUCCCUUCCCAUAUCACACCAUGGAUAUCUGUACUAUAUCGUGACAGGGGAUGUCCAUGGAGAGGUUCUGAUUGUUGGUGUGUGGCCAGAUACAAAGGUCGAGGUCAAAUUACAUUUGACCAGUGACGUCAUUACAUAUAACGACACAACGUACAUCAACGGAAGUGCAAUAACUGAAACCCUGGAUGAAUAUCACACAAUGCAAAUAUACUCGACUGGCGAUAUGACCGGAACCGAAAUAAGGUCAUCUGAACCUGUCAGUGUGUUUACCGGAAGUAAGCUCAUUGGUACAUAUCCCACUACAAACCAUAUGGUAGAUCAGUUACCGCCACUAAAUCUCUGGGGUAAAACCUAUGUAACCGUCCCUCCUCCUGGCUAUAUAUACACAUGUAAGCUGACUUCCGGUUCCCCUAAUACGAUCGUCACCUACAAGUGCGAUGAAAGUUGGGAAGAUUUCCUUGUCUUACCCGAGGCAGGAUCCUAUCAGACAAUAGAUUUUAACAAGGCGGCCUGUUUACUUAGCUCAAACGAACCAAUUCUAGUAACAAUGAUAAUAUCAAAGUAUACUGCCAAUCCUGCUAUGGUCAUCAUGUCACCGUUGGAUGACGUCACUGGGGAAUUUAUGACUUAUGUGCCAGGGAUGCUGGUAUCUGCACAGUUAGUAAUAAUUUCUAACUCCAGUAUUACAAUAGAUCCUAACAGACCGUUACUGUCCACGGUGUGCCCUGGUCAUCUCGAUUACUGCAUUACAUAUCUGGAUAACUUGAUCGGAAAUCAGACGUAUACAGUUUCAUCCCAAAGCGAAUCGUUCGUAGCUGCAGGUUUUGUCUACGGAAGAAUAAGUACGUGGAAAGCCGCGUGCUAUUCUCUGUUUUAUCGCACUUCCGGGAAAGCACCCCUACCUAGACAACAGGAAGAUCCAAGAGUUUUUGAUAACAUGACAACCACAGUUCUACCAGACACCAUUGAAGGUUCCGCUUCCAAUAUUGUCACCACCAAAACCAUGAAUCUUAACAAGACCUGUCUGUGCUACAAUUACAAGAAGAACAACUCAAAAGAGAUUGCAAAUUUAACGCAAAUGCUCAAAGAGACACUGUUUGUUAAUCCCAUCACGACUAACAAGUAUAUCCGCUCUCUCACGUCCGCUGAAGAUCCCAGGACUUCGUCAAAGCUUCCUAUGAGGGAUACCCACCUUGAAUAUCUGUUCAUGCACUGA
Messenger RNA from Pecten maximus, 1500 nucleotides. RefSeq lists its product as uncharacterized. NCBI's taxonomy places the organism in Eukaryota, Metazoa, Mollusca, Bivalvia, Pectinida, Pectinidae. The coding region runs from base 1 to 1500 and encodes 499 amino acids. The record is from RefSeq and is a predicted model, not a curated record. The transcript is spliced from 4 exons.